Molecule: messenger RNA, 5090 nt
Organism: Labrus mixtus (cuckoo wrasse)
Lineage: Eukaryota; Metazoa; Chordata; Actinopteri; Labriformes; Labridae
Gene: umodl1
Product: uromodulin-like 1
Exons: 17
Coding region: 391-4368 (1325 amino acids)
Cellular component (GO): extracellular region; cell surface
Molecular function (GO): protein binding; peptidase inhibitor activity; calcium ion binding
Source: RefSeq, a predicted model, not a curated record
AAGGCCUGAGUUUUUGUAAGUGAAAGUCAUGUCGGAUAAAGUUGCUCCUGUGUUUUUUUAUGCACUGACUCAUCAGCUUGUCAUGCCCCCCCCCCAUACCUCAUCACAAAACAAGAGAUUCUUUUUUUUUUUUUUUUUUUUUUUUAAACAAAUGCUCCUUCUGCACGCUCACCAAUCUUAUCACAAAUAUCACAUGGAUUAAGCUAAGAAUCUACCAUCUGGCUGCCAUUAUUUGUUUGGUCCAUCAGGGACUGAUGUUGCUGCGAGGGGAGGAGAAAGACAGAGCCACAGAGGAGUUGGUCUUUGAGAGCACACACUCUGAACAGUGAGUUAGCAUCAUUUCAAAGAGAAACAUGCACCUACAAUGUGGUGGAUUUUGAUCUGUGAAAAAUGAGUUGGAUGCUCUCCAUGUGGGUGGCCGCAGCCCUGCUGGCUCUGUGCAUGGGAGAAAGCACAGUGCUUGAAGGAAUGAGCCAGCCUGUGUCCGGCUUCCAUCUGUGUAACCACAACGAGACGAGGAAUGUGAGUUUCCUGGCGAUUCACAAGGUCCCCUACACCGUGACAAAGCAGUGUGGAGACUGGCUCCUGCUGAAGACAUGUACGGUCAAACUUUACAGGAUGCUCCAUCAGACCGAGUACAGGUCAGUGAUGGAGGAGGUGACCAGGUGCUGCGAUGGAUACGAGCAAGUUGGACGUUACUGUGCCCUGCCUGUAAACAGGAGCGGGGAGUUUACUGCCAAGCCAGGAAUUUGUCCAACUGCAGAUGGAUUGGAUGCUGGAUCUGAGGAGGCCUGUGAGUGGGACAUGGACUGUCCAGGCUGGCAGAAAUGCUGCCACAGAUUGGAUCGUUAUCUCUGCACCAAUCCUGCACGUCCAGCUAAUAACUCUGAGACUGAAGGACGCCGUUUUAAUGCCACAGUGACAGUGAAGGCAGAUUACCAACAAGUGAUGUCCAAAGACGGAGACGGACAUCUGAAUCACAUCAGAUUACUACAAGCCAUGGUAACUGGAGCCCUGCAGGCGGAUGUUUCUGUUUAUUACCUGGGCUCCCAGCCUGUUCAUCCCUACAGAACUGCCACCUCCCUGCUCAUCGAAUGCAACAGCACUCUUUCCCUGCACAAUGUCACGGCUGCGCUGCACCUUCUCCUUGUGUACAUACAGGAGGUGUCAUCUGUUACAGUGGAAGAUAUAAACGAGUGCUCACAUCCUGCUCUGCAUCAGUGCUCCCUUCAUGCAAACUGUACCAACACAGAGGGCUCCUAUCACUGUACCUGCCUCCAAGGAUACACAGACGAGGACCCCAGCAACCCUGGAGCUCAUUGCAGAGAUGAGUCGACGACCACGGAGCCCACACAUUCCUACGUUCCACCCAUGAACACAACCUACACCCCGGCCUCCGACACCACUCAGGAGUCUCUGAAGAGCAGCACCGUAGGUUUUGUCUCCUCCACAGAGAUCAUCGUGACUGCAGAUCUGAGUAUGAGCAGCGUCUCCUCCAGUUCAUCACAUGCUCCACAGUGGACAAGUCCUGCACCUCAAACCACCAUGAGGUCAACCGUGGAGUCAACCCCACCAACAACCACGUGCUCUCCUUCAAGCGUCACCAGCGUAUGGUCGGCUGAAGUUACUGGAACUUCCUUUUCCGUCUACUGGUCCAGCCAGUCUCAGACGAACCAGACUUUCCAGGUUGUUGUAAGCAGGGGGUCGGACGUCGUUCAUUUUCAUGGAACCAGUGACACCAUGAUGGAGGUGCAGGGACUGAAGCCUGGGGUGCUCUACAAUGUAACCGUCACACCUUGUGCCUGUGGAAGCCAAGGGGGAACAUUUUCGAUAUCUGUCAAGACUGAUGCUCAGACUCUUGAUGCCACAGCACGACUGACCAACAUCAACUUCACUGCUGAUCUGCAAAACACCAGCAGCCAGGCGUUCAGAAACCUCACUGAGAGUUUCACAGAUGAGAUCUACCAGUCGCUCUCUGCAGAGAUGAAGGCCAUGGUGGAUUCAGGCCUGGUGAGAAUAGUGAUCAAGGGCUUCUCUCCGGGGAGUGUCGUGGUCAACUUCACCCUCAUUGUCACCCCGAGUCAGAGCCAGGACAUCAGUAAUGUGUCUGCAGCUGUGCUAAACUCCCUAAAAAACAGCUCCAAAUACACCGUGGAUAUAAACAACACAAGCAUCAACGAUUUUGAUGAAUGUGCUUCAGGGGAAAAUGACUGUUCCCAAUGGGCUACAUGCGGAAACACCUGGGCCUCCUACACAUGUGUCUGCCUGGAUGGAUUUAUAGACCAGAGCACAGAAAGGCCAGGGAGAGCCUGCCAAGUCAAAACUACGGGGACAACAACAUCUGUGACACCCACAAUAUUCUCUACAGUUAGCACGACCCCUUUCUCUCAAUUAACAACCCAGGCCAGUGUUGUAGCUUUAACCCCUGGAACCACCACUCCAGGGGAAACCACUGUCAUUAUAUCAACAAGUGAAACAGACACAUCUAGAACACUAGUUUCAACCACUGGUUCAGUCAAAGAAACAGCUGUUCCAGUUGUGAUCCACGUGCAAGUGACCACCACUAUGACUGUGACCACCCCUAUCCUUACAACCACUAUUGCUACCCAAGCAGCAACCACUACUCCUCUUAGUACUGCCUUUUCUACCACUGAAACCACCAUUCCUGCAUCAACAGCCUCAAAAACCAGCACUCCUGUACCUACAACUACCAUUCCUGCAUCAACGCCCACCACUCCUGCACAUAAAACCACUCCUGCUCCAACAAUGGCCGCUACUGCGCGUAUAAUUACCUUUCCUGCAACCACAACCCCAGCAUCAAUAACCACUACUCCUAUGCUUAAAACCACCAUGACUUCCCCAACACUCGAAUCAACAACUGCCGUCCCUGCAUUAACAACCACAAGUGCUCCUAAAACCACCACUCCUAUAACUCAGACCACCACUCCUAUAACUCAGACCACCACUCCUAUAACUCAGACCACCACUCCUAUAACUCAGACCACCACUCCUGCACCUACAACGACCACUUCUACCCCCAAACCCCCCACUACUGUCGCAACAACUGCCUCUUCAACCACUACUACGACCCCAAAAACUACUCCUCCUCUAACCAGUACUCCAGUGAUGACAACACAGACCCAAAUCAAAACCACUAAAGUCCCAACAACAACUACUGCUCGUAAAACGACUACUGCCCCUAGAAAACCUGCUACUCCCCAUAAAACUUCCAAAACUGUCUCAACAACCUCCGUUAUUCCAAUGGCAUCUACUACUUCUAUCCCUAAAACCACCAUCAUCACUACAACCAAAUCUCCUGCCCCAAGUCCUACCACCAAUGUCUCUAUACUUGGAGCCAUCUCGGCCCAGUGUAGGGCUGCUGCCAUCACAGUGACUGUCGCCAAAGGUUUCCUUCAGAGCGCCAACAUCAGGGAAAGCACUCUAUACUUGGGACUGCCUGAAUGUGGUCUAAAUGUGAGGAAUACCACCCAUGCAGAGCUAACCGUGGCUUGGAAUGAGUGUGCCACCAGACUUGUGCAAAAUGAAACCUUCUUCACAGCAUCUGUGACUUUGUUUAACUCCAUGGAUCCAUACGUCUUACCCAGUGGAGCAGUGGAGGCUCCAAAGUUACGACUGGAGGUUCCCAUCGUGUGUACCUACAUGAAGAGCAUGCUUAUCUCCGCUGACUUCGGCUCAACGGGGUAUGACAUGAUCAAAGAUGUCAUCACGGGCUCUGGGGUGUUCCAGGUGACAGUGCAGCUGAUGAACGGCACGAUACCUCUGCCCCACAACUACAGCAUGUCGUCAGAGGAGGAUGUGGUGGUGGAGGUCAGCCUGAACACCUCCUCCGAGCAGAUUAAAGUAGUCAUCAGCAAAUGCUGGGCCACUCCCACCCCAAACCCUGGAGACACCUACAGCCACACCUUCCUGGAGAACAGCUGCUCCCUGAACUCUUACACCAAAGUGCUGAUGAACGGGAACUCCAGCACAUCACGUUUGUCUGUAAAGAUUUUCUCCAUCGUUGACCUGGACGUCAUCUAUCUGCACUGCCAGGUCCAGAUCUGUGUGUGGAUGGGAUCAGAUACCUGUGUGCCCGAUUGUCUUCAAAGAGCAGCUCGGUCUUCAAACACAAUAGGGACAGCUUUGGGCACAUUCGGGCCGAUACUGAGGUCAGACGAAGAGUCCCUGGAGGAGGAGUUCAACACUUUGUACGUGGCCGGGCUCGCCUGCAUUGGAAUCGGCGUUUCGCUCAUCUUCAUCAUUGGUUUCGUCUGCCUCUUCUACUACCAAAGGAACCGAAUCGGACACUACAACUUCAGCGUCAAACCCAAACAGGAGAACUUCACCUACCUGGUCUUCAACACCUAGAGCGGCUGGCUGCAACACUCGAGAGGACAUUUGGUAGGCUGAUGCCUUCUAGUUACCACUGGGUGUCGCUGUUGCAUCAUUUAUUUAUUAAAUAUCAAACAUUGCAAAUCUUUGCACAUUCUACAUUUAACAAAGUAGAGAUUAUAUUCACAUUUCACCUCCACUCUUCAUAUACAUAAUAUAUUAAAAUAAUAUAGUAGAUGUACACUGGACUAUAGAAUAUGGAGUCUUUGAUUUUUCCUAAAUAGUUAAGAGAUCAAUAAGGAUGAAAUGCAAACACUUUGUAGAAGUUUUAUUUUUUCUAUUCAUAAAAAAAUGAAGACCAUAUCUGUAGUGCAUUGUGGGAUUUGUAGUGCAUUCUUAAAGUUGAAUGACUACAUGCAUAAAGCUGUUUGGAUGACUUCAUCAACAGUGAUUUAAUAUUUGAGAUAUUACUCAUAAUAUCGUGAGUUCAGGUAUCUUAUUGAAGCUGUUGACUUGUUUUAGAGACCGUCUGAUGGUACUCAUGAUGGUUCAUGACUGACCUCGACAAACAUCAGAAAGGACUCACGUAAAGUGUGCGAUGUAAAGCAUGCAGUAACAUGAGGUUUAACUGUGUGUGUAAGUAAAGUGAAUGAAGAUGCAUCUAUGAAAAAUCUGUUUUAGGGCCAGACAUGAAAAAUAAAUAAUGAGAGGAGGAAUAUUUUAUACACCGUUAUGUUGAAAUUUAGAGAGGAAAAAGU